UUGUUCAGUUCAAGGGAAUGAAGAAUUCAGAAUAAUUUUGAGAAAUGGAUUCCAAUAUGGAGAAUAAAAAUAAGUUGAGACUUUGACCUGCUUUGAGGAAACAUAUUGUCCAUUUGUCUAAAGUCACCUGUAAUAGCCAAACCAGUCAAAAUGAAUUCAACGUUAUUUUCCCAGGUAGAAAAUCGUUCAAUCUAUUAUAAUUUUUCAGAGAAGAAUUCCCAGUUUUUGGCUUUCGAAAAUGACGAUUGUCAUCUGCCGUUGGCCAUGAUAUUCACGUUAGCUCUUGCUUAUGGAGCUGUGAUCAUUCUUGGGGUCUCUGGAAACCUGGCCUUGAUCAUCAUCAUCUUGAAACAAAAGGAGUUGAGAAAUGUCACCAACAUCCUGAUUGUGAACCUUUCCUUCUCAGACUUGCUUGUUGCUAUCAUGUGUCUCCCCUUCACGUUUGUCUACACGUUGAUGGACCACUGGGUUUUUGGUGAGGCAAUGUGCAAGUUGAACCCUUUUGUGCAGUGUGUUUCCAUCACUGUGUCUAUCUUCUCUCUGGUCCUCAUUGCCGUGGAACGGCAUCAGCUGAUCAUCAAUCCACGGGGCUGGAGACCAAGUAAUAGACAUGCUUACAUAGGCAUUGCUGUCAUCUGGGUCCUUGCUGUGGCUUCUUCUCUGCCCUUCCUGAUCUACCAAGUAUUGACGGAUGAACCGUUCCAAAAUGUGACCCUUGAUGCGUUCAAGGACAAGUACGUCUGCUUUGAUAAAUUUCCAUCAGACUCUCACCGGUUGUCUUACACCACUCUUCUCUUGGUGCUGCAGUAUUUUGGCCCACUCUGUUUUAUAUUUAUUUGCUACUUCAAGAUAUAUAUACGCUUAAAAAGAAGAAACAACAUGAUGGACAAGAUGAGAGACAGUAAGUACAGGUCCAGUGAAACCAAAAGAAUCAACAUCAUGCUGCUGUCCAUCGUGGUGGCGUUUGCGGUCUGCUGGCUGCCACUCACCAUCUUCAACACCGUGUUCGACUGGAAUCAUCAGAUCAUUGCUACGUGCAACCAUAAUCUGUUAUUCCUGCUCUGCCACCUCACAGCCAUGAUCUCCACCUGUGUCAACCCCAUAUUUUAUGGCUUCCUGAACAAAAACUUCCAGAGAGACCUGCAGUUCUUCUUUAACUUUUGUGAUUUCCGGUCUCAGGAUGACGACUACGAGACCAUCGCCAUGUCCACCAUUCACACGGAUGUUUCUAAGACGUCUCUGAAGCAACCAAGCCCAGUCACGCUUAAAAAGAUCCACAGUGAUGAUAAUGAAAAAAUCUGAACCUGCCGUAGCAUUUGGUCCCAGGUGACAUCUGCUUAAAACCAAGCACAACCCGCAAAGACUUUAAUUCCCUGUUCUCCCAAGGAAUAGGGUUGAAAUCAUUGAAGAAAGAUCAAGAUUUUCUUGUCUUGCUUUUUACUGCUUUUGUAGUAGCUGUCAUAAUUAUAUUUGGAACAAAACGUAUGGGCUUUGGAAUCUUCUGGCGAUAGUUUUGACCAGACAUCUUUGAAGUGCUUUUUUGUAAACUUAUGCAUAGAAUAGAAAGGCUUUUAUAUUGUAUUUAUGAGAAGGAAAUUUCUUUAAAGUAUUAC
Messenger RNA from Lipotes vexillifer (Yangtze River dolphin), 1613 nucleotides. RefSeq names its product neuropeptide Y receptor Y1 (gene NPY1R). NCBI's taxonomy places the organism in Eukaryota, Metazoa, Chordata, Mammalia, Artiodactyla, Lipotidae. The record is from RefSeq and is a predicted model, not a curated record. The transcript is spliced from 2 exons. Gene Ontology annotation, cellular component: neuron projection; plasma membrane. Bases 151 to 1302 code for a protein of 383 amino acids. Gene Ontology annotation, biological process: G protein-coupled receptor signaling pathway. Gene Ontology annotation, molecular function: neuropeptide Y receptor activity; neuropeptide binding.